AUGGCUCUCCCGUCCCGUCUCGCCCGCUCUUCAGUCCGCCGCGCCGCCUUCCAGCAUGCACGCUGGUCAUCAUCGGCAGCGAAGCCCUUGUCCCUCAAGGAGCGUCUCGCAGAGCUUAUCCCCGCCGAGAUCGAGAACGUCAAAGCCAUCCGCGCCGCCCAUGGCAAAAAAUCAUUUGGCCCCGUCCUCGUCGACCAGCUCUAUGGUGGUAUGCGUGGUCUGCCCGCCCUCAUCUGGGACGGCUCCGUUCUUGACGCAGAGGAGGGCAUUCGCUUCCGUGGCAAGUCCAUCCCCGAGAUUCAGGCCGCCCUCCCAAAAGCGCCUGGCGGUUCAGAGCCCCUUCCCGAAGGUCUCUUCUGGCUCCUCGUCACCGGCGAAGUACCCACCCAGGAGCAGGUCGCCGAGCUCUCUCGCGACUGGGCUGCUCGUGCCGCCAUCCCCGAGUUCGUCGAGGAGAUCAUCGACCGUUGUCCCCCGACUCUCCACCCCAUGAGUCAAUUCAGUUUGGCUGUCACUGCCCUUAACCACGAUUCGGCCUUCGCCAAGGCUUACCAGAGUGGUAUUUCCAAGAAGGAGUACUGGGGACCGACUUUCGAGGAUGCCAUGGACCUCAUCGCCAAACUCCCAAACAUCGCGGGCCGCAUCUACCGCAACGUCUUCGGCCAGGGCAAGCUUCCAGCCAUCGACCCCGCCAAAGACUACUCCCACAACCUUGCCACUCUCCUGGGCUUCGGCGAGAACCCGGCCUUCGUCGAGCUUCUCCGUCUCUACAUUACCAUCCACAGCGACCACGAGGGCGGUAACGUCUCGGCCCACACCGGUAAACUCGUCGGCUCGGCUCUCUCCGACCCUUUCCUCUCCUACGCCGCUGCUCUGAACGGUCUUGCCGGUCCCCUCCACGGUCUCGCCAACCAGGAGGUCCUCGUCUGGCUGCGCAAGAUGCAGACUGCCAUCGGUGAGGACGCCUCCGACGAGGCCGUCAAGGAGUACAUCUGGUCUACCCUCAAGAGUGGCCAGGUCGUCCCCGGCUACGGCCACGCCGUCCUCCGCAAGACCGACCCGCGCUACACCGCCCAGCGCGAGUUCGCCCUCAAGCACCUCCCUGACGACAAGAUGUUCAAGCUCGUAGGCCAAAUCUACAACCUCGUCCCCGACAUUCUCCUCGAGGCCGGCAAGGCCAAGAACCCCUGGCCCAAUGUUGAUGCCCACUCGGGUGUCCUCCUCACCCACUACGGCCUUGACCAGAUGCAGUACUACACUGUUCUCUUCGGUGUCUCGCGUGCGUUUGGUGUUGCUGCGCAGCUGAUUUGGGAUCGUGCCCUCGGUGCUCCUCUUGAGCGCCCCAAGUCAUACUCGAGCGCUGCUAUCCAAAAGAUGUUCAAGGACAAGCCCUAA
Molecule: messenger RNA, 1395 nt
Organism: Cyclocybe aegerita
Lineage: Eukaryota; Fungi; Basidiomycota; Agaricomycetes; Agaricales; Hemipholiotaceae
Source: the annotation of a GenBank genome assembly